This is a messenger RNA of Epinephelus moara (kelp grouper), 1950 nucleotides long. RefSeq names its product cytadherence high molecular weight protein 1-like. The coding region runs from base 118 to 1575 and encodes 485 amino acids. The transcript has 2 exons. The record is from RefSeq and is a predicted model, not a curated record. Lineage: Eukaryota; Metazoa; Chordata; Actinopteri; Perciformes; Serranidae.
AAUAGCAGUCGCACACGGAAGAAGGAACACAUUAACAGGUGGAAAUAACUCACAGACACAUCUGACAGUAAAUCACAGCCUACAAUCUGAAACACAGAUUCAGUCAAACAGAUCAGGAUGAAGACGCUGGCAUUGCUCUCGCUGAGCCUGGCAGUGGCUCUGGGGAUGCCACCAUUUGCUCAAGACAUGGCACAAAACCCUGUGUUGACUGAAGAAAACCAGAGCCCUGUCAAGGGAGACUGGGUUCCUGUGCAGGGUCAUGUGGUGGUGGAGGAACCCGCACCACAAAUCAAGCCAAGCUCAGAGGAGCAGCAGGAAAAACUGGCUCCAGUGCCAGUGGACAUGAAGCCGAGCGUGGUGGAGCUAGAGAGCAAAGUGAAGCCACAAGUAGAAGAGAAGCAAGAGGUUGAAGUAAAGACAGAGGAUAAACCGGAGCCAGAGGUGAAGGUGAAGCCUGAAGUGAAGGUGGAGCCUGAAGUGAAGGUGGAGCCUGAGGUGAAAGCUGAGCCAGAAGUGGAGGUGGAGCCAGAAGUCAUGGCUGAAUUCAAGGUUGACAUGAAGCCAGAGGUUGAGAUGGAGCCAGAGCUCAAAGAUGAUCCCGACUUUAUGGUGGAGUCAGAGGUUAAGGUGGAGCCAGAUGUUCUAGAGGUGUUUCAGAGGCGAAUGAACCUCGAGGCAGAGACUGAAGCAAGUCAGGACAUCGAAGAGAGGCACAUCGACAUGGAGGGAGAAUAUGAAAUGGUGGCUGCGCCAAUCAUGGACUUGGAGCCAAUGGAUGACGAUGACGACACAGAACUGUCAGAAGUAGAAAAGUCUUUGAGGGCAGCAUUUCAGAAUCAAGUCCCUGUCAAUCAACCUCUGCCAGAGGAAGAGGAGGGGCUCAUACGGGAGAGGACCUAUGUUUUGAAUGAAGAGCCAAUCAUGGAGCUGGAGCCACUGGAUGACGACAACGUGCCUGUAGAGAAACUGAGCAAUUCAGUGCUGUUAGGAGCGAAGGGAAACCCUGAAGUGGUGGGUGAGCCAAUCAUGGAGCUGGAGCCACUGGAUGACGACAACGUGCCUGUAGAGAAACUGAGCAAUUCAGUGCUGUUAGGAGCGAAGGGAAACCCUGAAGUGGUGGGUGAGCCAAUUAUGGAGUUGGUACCACUGGAAGACGACGACUCAGAGCUGUCAGAAGUGGAAAAGUCUAUGAGGGCGUCAUUUCAGAAUCAAGAUCCUGUCUAUCAACCUCUGCCAGAGGAGGAGGGGCUCAUAAAGGAGAAGAUGUAUGUUUUAGAUGAAGAACCAAUCGAGGGGCUGGACCCUGAAGAGCCUCUUUUAUAUCAACAGAUCAUACCAGAUGCUGCUCUCAUGGACGAAGGGCCAGCUUUGGACAGUUUGGGGCAGCCGAUGCUACCUUUAGAGGAGUAUUACCCAAAUGAAGAGGCUAGGGUAUGGAUGGGGCAAGACGAACAGCAAAACUCUCGCAUGAUGGAGGGGCCGGAAUAUGUGAUGAUGGAGGAACCAGGGAAAGAGUCAAUCAGAGAGGAAGAGCUCUUUGAGGAGCCAGCAAUGGAGGGCAGUCCUGUGCAUUAGAUCAGAGAUCAGAUUGGUACAGCACCUCAAAGAGAAAGAAGGUGUUUGCUGACGCAAUCACCAAAGCAAGGUUAAGUGUAAAUAAAAUAGUAUGAAUAUCCAAACAUACAGUAUGGACAUGAGGAAUGAUUACAGUGACCAACAAUCAGUGUUCAUAGGUGCAUGUGAUUUUUGUUUGAAGAUAGGUUCGGAAAAAAAAAAUGUGAACGUAUCCUGUAAAGAGAAACAAGUUUGAAAAUGCUGUAAUUCAACAGUGUUAAAAUGGAUGUAGUGUUGGUGUCAUUUCAACAUUUGUAUGCACCAAUUUGUGCCUUUUCUGCUUUAAUGUACGGUGUCGAUGUCUUUCAUUUUUACCAAAAUAAAAGUCUUCUGCUA